Molecule: messenger RNA, 2535 nt
Organism: Plasmodium berghei ANKA
Lineage: Eukaryota; Apicomplexa; Aconoidasida; Haemosporida; Plasmodiidae
Product: conserved Plasmodium protein, unknown function
Exons: 2
Coding region: 1-2535 (844 amino acids)
Source: RefSeq, a predicted model, not a curated record
AUGCUAAAUAGAAGAAUAUGGUAUUUAGGAAAUGAUAAAUUAAAGAGAGUUUUUCAAAAUGAUCAAAAAAUUGAGAAUAAUAUUUUUGGAAUACGAUGGCGCAACUUUAGUGGAAUAAUUGGAAAAUAUAAUAAACGAGAUAAGAAAAAAUUUAUUAUAUCAUUAAAUAAAAAUAAAAAAAAUUCAAACGAUUUUAUAGGGGGAAAAUAUCAAGAACAAAAUAUAAAAAAAAGGAACCAAAGUUUUGAAAAAAAUAUAUAUUUGAAUAAAAUAUAUUUUAAGGAUAAAGAAAAAGUAAAAUUUUAUGACAAGACAGAAAUUAUUGAAACAAAUAAUAUAAAAAAUGAUUACAUAAGGGGAAUAUUAAAUAAAAAUAAUAUAUUCUAUAUAUAUACAUAUCAAUAUUUAUUAAUUGAAUUUUUAAAGUAUAAUAAAAUCUUUGUUGAUAUAUUAUAUUCCGAUUCAAUGUUAUCAUAUAUUCUUUAUUCCUUCUAUAAAAUAUAUGUUGAUAAAUCUAUUAGGAGCAAUUCAAUUUAUCACAAUAUUAACACAAGUGUUAAAGGGGAAGUUGAUAUAGUAGACAAAAGGAAAAUGGGGAAAGAAGAAAAUAUAAAUAAAAGUAAAUAUUCAAAUAAUAUAGAAAUUAAAAAAAAAUGUUUGAAUGAAAAUGUGGAUAAUAAAAUUAAACACAUUAGUAAAGCUGAUAAGAAAUGUGAUCAAAUAGAUAAAGAAAAUAGAGUUCUUUUGGUGGGGUGCUCAGAAAAUAAAAUAUCUGAAAUGUAUGAAACGAUAAUGAAUUUUAAAAAUUUAAAUAUAUUAACAUAUAUAAUUUCAAAUGAAGAAAGUAUUAAUAAUAUGUCAAAUAAUAUUUUUUUAUAUAAUAUGUUUUUAAUAAAUUUAGAAAAUUUUAAAGAUGAUUAUGAUUUUAGCAUAUUAAUAGAAUAUGUUAAUUUUAUAGUUAUAGAUGAUAUAUAUGAAAUUUAUAAAAAUAAAAAAUCAAAUUUAUUAAAAAAUAUUUUAAAAAUUUACAAAAAAAAUAAUGAAAAUGACAAAUCUUUUAAAAAUUCGCAAAUCCUGUUAUUGAACAAAGUUCAAGAUGAAUGGAUAAUAAAAGAAAUAAGACAGUAUUUAAAAAGCAUAAACUAUGGAAUAGAUUAUGAAACUCAAUCAUUGAUUGAAUAUUCAUUUAUUAAUAAUAUAAGCCAAGAUCAAACAAACCACAAAAAAAAAAAUAUACCAAUUAGUGAAAUCAAUAAAUUUCAUUAUUUUGAUUUAAGCAAUUAUAAAAAAAAUAAUUGCACACACAUGAGUGUAAAUAUACCUUUUAAUGAUGAUAAAAAAUUUUUAGUUUUAUUUUAUUUGUUAAAUAUAAAUAAAGAUAAAAAAAUUGUAAUAUAUUAUAACAAAAACGACAUAUACUCCUUUUAUAGUUACAUUAAUUCUUAUAUGCCCUGUAUAUUUAUAUCUAAUACAUAUAAAAAUAAUUUUAAAAAUAAUAUUAUUAGCAAUUUUAAUAAAAAUAAUAAUUAUAUUUUAAUUACUGAUGAUCGAAAUAUUAAAAAAUUAAAUCAGAUUAAUGCUAAUCUUUUUAUACAUUAUAAUUUUCCUGAAAAUAUCAGUUCUUACAUAGAUUUAUUAAUUGAUGGAUUUGUAAAAAAAAAAAAAAAUAAAGAUGAAGCAACUAGAAAGGAGUGUAUUUAUAUUAAUGAUGCUAGCGAAAUAUGUCGAAGCGAAAAUAUUUCUGGAAAUAAUGACAAUGGAAAUGAAUUUUGUAAUAUUUUAGAAAAAGGUAUGCAAUCCUUUACCACUGAAAAGAUAUAUUCCAUUUUAUUUUAUAACAAAAAAAAAGUUCAUAAAGAAUAUAAAAUAUUAGAUAAUGUUUUUAAUUUUACAAAUUAUGAAUUGCCUUCUAUGAGAAAUAUAAAAAAUAAUUUCUUAAAUUUUUUGAUCCAUGAAAUUACAAGUGCUAAUAUAGAAAGUGAUAAACAUUUAGAGGAAGCAAAACAUAUUUAUGAAAAAUAUGGACAUAAAUUUAUAUCUGCUUCGUUAUAUUAUAUUAUGGAAAAAAAGUUAUAUAAAAAAAGUUUUAAAAAUAAAGAAUAUACAAAUAUAACAUUUAUUGUUGAAAGAAAUGUAUUUUUAAAUACAAAAAAUAAAUUGAUCGAGUUUUUAAAUCAUUUAUUAAAUUUUAAUAAAAAUGUCGGUGAUAUUAAAUUUUUUAUUCAAAAUUAUUUAUAUAGUAAAAGAGGAUAUAUUAUGUCCCUUCCUGAGAGUAUAUAUAAUAUAAUACAUAAAAAUAAAAAUGACAUUAAAAAUAUAGACAAAUAUAAUAAUAUACAUAUGUACAUUUUGUAUAAUAAUUACCAAAAGCAUUUAAGAACUGGAUCUAUAGUAAGGGGGAAAUAUCAAUCAAAAAAAUCAAUCAGACGAUUAAAGAAAAGAAUGAAUAUAAAACAGGAACAUGCUGAAAUCAACAAAAUGAAGAAUAAAAUAUUUUCAACAAUUAAGUUGAAUAAAAGAAAUGUAAACCCUUGA